CUUUAUAAGUCACACGGAUGCUAGUUCUCAGUUCGACGCCUGGGGGAGGAGAUUAAAGUGCACUUUGUUACCCCUAAAGAGGAGGAAUGGCGCGUUAGCAUCGAAGCUAACAUGCUGUCAUGGCUCACAGCACCAUCAACCAGUACCUGCAGCAGGUGUACGAGGCGAUCGAUGGUCGAGACGGAUCGUUCUGCUCCGAGCUGCUGUCGUUCAAACACCCUCAUGUUGCUAACCCUCGCCUACAGUUGGCGAGUCCAGAGGAGAAGUGCCAGCAGCUUCUGGAGCCGCCGUACGACGAGAUGGUCGCCGCUCACCUCAGAUGCACCUACGCCGUCUCCAACCACGACUUCGUGGAGGCGUACAAGUUCCAGACGCUCGUCGUUCAGUCUUUCCUCAGAGCCUUUCAGUCCCACAAAGAGGAGAACUGGGCGCUGCCGGUGAUGUUCGCCGUCACGCUGGAUCUCAGGAUCUUCGCCAACAACGCGGAGCAGCAGCUGCAGAAGAAGGGCAAAGGUCAGCCGGCGGAGAUGCUGGAGAAAGCUGCAGAACAGCUGAUGAGCUGCUUCAGAGUGUGUGCCAGCGACAACCGUGCGGGGGUGGAGGACUCUAAGAAAUGGGGGAUGAUGUUUCUGAGCAAUCAGCUGUUCAAGAUCUACUUCAAGAUCAAUAAGCUGCACCUGUGUAAGCCUCUGAUCCGGGCGAUCGACAGCUCGAACCUGAAGAACGACUUCAGCCCCGCUCAGAAAGUCACAUACAGAUACUACACGGGGAGAAAGGCUAUGUUCGAUAGUGACUUCAAACCAGCGGAGGAGUUCCUCUCCUAUGCCUUCCAUCACUGCCAUCGCUCCAGCCAGAGGAACAAGAGGAUGAUCCUGAUCUACCUGCUGCCCGUCAAGAUGCUGCUGGGUCACAUGCCGACCCACCAGCUGCUCAGGAAGUAUGACCUCAUGCAGUUUGCAGACGUCACUAAGGGAGUGAGUGAGGGGAACCUGCUGCUGCUGAACGAAGCUCUGAACAAACACGAGACCUUCUUCAUCCGCUGCGGCAUCUUCCUCAUCCUCGAGAAGCUGAAGAUCAUCACCUACAGGAACCUGUUCAAGAAAGUGUACCUGCUGCUGAGGACCCACCAGCUGCCCCUGGCCUCCUUCCUGGUCUCUCUGCAGAUGAUGCAGCUGCAGGACGUUGAUCUGGACGAAGUGCAGUGUAUCCUCGCUAACCUCAUUUACAUGGGUCACAUCAAAGGCUACAUCUCCCAGCAGCACCAGAAGCUCGUGGUCAGUAAACAGAACCCGUUUCCUGCUCUGUCCUCCGUCUCAUAGACUACGUCACCCACAAUCCCCUCUGCUCUGUCCUCCGUCUCAUAGACUACAUUACCCACAAUCCCCUCUGCUCAAACAUUCUUUAUUUUGUACCGGAAACCUUUUAAUGUUGAAUAAAAACGGAAUCUGUUUGUA
Gymnodraco acuticeps is the source of this 1454-nucleotide messenger RNA. It is a transcript of the gene pcid2, whose product is annotated as PCI domain containing 2. The coding region runs from base 120 to 1319 and encodes 399 amino acids. NCBI's taxonomy places the organism in Eukaryota, Metazoa, Chordata, Actinopteri, Perciformes, Bathydraconidae. The transcript is spliced from 15 exons. Gene Ontology annotation, biological process: transcription elongation by RNA polymerase II; poly(A)+ mRNA export from nucleus; post-transcriptional tethering of RNA polymerase II gene DNA at nuclear periphery. The record is from RefSeq and is a predicted model, not a curated record. Gene Ontology annotation, cellular component: transcription export complex 2. Gene Ontology annotation, molecular function: double-stranded DNA binding; RNA binding.